Molecule: messenger RNA, 1400 nt
Organism: Schizophyllum commune H4-8
Lineage: Eukaryota; Fungi; Basidiomycota; Agaricomycetes; Agaricales; Schizophyllaceae
Exons: 3
Coding region: 106-1311 (401 amino acids)
Biological process (GO): retrograde vesicle-mediated transport, Golgi to endoplasmic reticulum
Source: RefSeq, a predicted model, not a curated record
CGGACACGUCUACGUUCAAGGUCGUCCUGGGUUCUCCAACGCAAGCGAGUACAUACGACAUUUCCUCGGCGACUAGCCCCCGCAUCAUCUUUAUCGCGACAAACAAUGGCCUCCUCCCCAAGCGCCGCAGAGCGCGCCGAAGCCAGGCGGCGCGCUAUCCUCUCUCGCGGCAGUGACCGUCUCUCAAAACUUAAGACAACCGCUCACGGAGAGGGCGCUGCGUAUCUCAAAGAAGACCGUCCCCUCCACCCUAUGCGGUCCCAAUUUAUGGGCGAAGACAGCUCUAUGCCGCCCCCAUCCCGCGGAACCACCCCUUUCCGUGACUCCUCACCGAGCCCCUUCACCUCACCCUCCCCAGCCCCUGCGGCUGCCGCGUCCCCAGCGCCCCCAGACCCCAAUGUUUGGUCCCAAGAAGAGCAAUCCCGCUUCAUGCAGGCCCUCAUGGCCGGUGCCGGCGGCCCCGGCCUCGGCCCGCCCCCAGCCUCGACCAACUCGACAAGCGCGCGCUCCGCCUCGGACAGCGCCAAUGCCAAUCCUCGAGCGCACUCUGCGCGCUCCCCGUCCGCCCCGCCGCAGGACAAUCCCCUCGCGGCGCUCAUGAGCAUGGCUGGCGGUGGUGCGCCCGGCGCGGGCAUGGAGGGUCUGGCGGACAACCCCCUCCUGGCGAUGAUGUCGCAAAUGGGCUUCGACCCGUCCGCCGCCGCUGCAGCUGCGGGCCCUCAGCUCGGCCAGCAGCAGCAAACGCCGCGCAAGCCUCCUACGCGUCUCCAGCGCGCGCUGCCCCUCAUCCACGCAGUUGCCGUGUGGGCACUCCUCGCGUACUUCGUGUUCUUGAGGCCGACGGGUGUAGUGGCCGAUGAUGCGCCAUUUGGUGGCGGGGGCUUCGGCGGCCUCUCCGACGGCUGGUCAAGCUGGGCUGACCCGAGUACGUGGGCGAACACGGGCGCGUGGAUUGCUUGGGACCCGUCGAAGUGGCGACGCGGCGGCAUCGGGUGGUGGCCGUGGGCUCAGCUCGCGCGCCGUGCGCCGGAAGUAGGUGUCUGGGAAGCGACUGUCGGCGUGCAGCCCUUCAUAUACGCGUUCCUCGUACUGGAGAUGCUCUUGCACUCAUUCAGAAUCUUGAGCCGUACUGACGACGUGCGCCCACCUGCGCUGCUACAAUUAGCGCUGCCCCAUCUACCACCCGCGCUCUCAAGCACCAUCGUGCACGGGAUGAAGUACCUGCAAAUGGGCGGACUAGUACUAGACGACGUAGCCUUCCUAGUCAUGGGGCUCGCGUUCUUGGUCGUCCUCGCUGGGUGGAUGGCAUGAGUGUAGGCUACUAGUGCUUCCAGGGACAUAUCUUGUGUGUAAUAAUAGUGAUGCUGCCUACACCCUAUAUCUCUUCAGACUUCCUUUGC